Messenger RNA from Lactuca virosa, 747 nucleotides. The record is from the annotation of a GenBank genome assembly. Lineage: Eukaryota; Viridiplantae; Streptophyta; Magnoliopsida; Asterales; Asteraceae.
AUGGAGGCGAAAUUGAAGUAUUCCCAGAUCCGAUUUCAUAUAAAACCUCAAUCUUUGCAAAGGGUAUUACCGUCCGUAGGUGCUUUCACUGCUCAAUGUGCUAACUGUUUUAAAUGGAGACUUAUCCCAAGCCUGGAGAAAUAUCAAGAAAUCCGGGAACAUAUUACCAAAAAGCCCUUUGUGUGUGAAAAUGCUCAUGAGUGGCGUGCUGAUGUGUCAUGUAAUGAUCCUGCUGAUAUUGAACAAGAUGGAAGCAGACUUUGGGCUAUUGACAAGCCCAACAUUGCUCAGCCUCCGCCAGGGUGGCAGAGGGAGUUGAGAAUCAGAGGUGAAGGAAGCACAAAGUUUGCUGAUGUAUAUUAUACAUCCCCAACAGGUGUUACACUGCGUUCAAUACCAGAUAUAGAAAAGUUCUUGUUUAAACAUCCAGAAUACAUGGAACAAGGGGUUACAAUAUCACAGUUUUCAUUUCAGAUUCCUAAACCAUUACAGGAGAAUUAUGUAAGAAAACGUCCUUCACGUGCAGCAUCAGUAGCUUUGCAAGAUGAUAAUCCGUAUCUUGAACCUUCCCCAGGUAAACCGAUGUCAUUACUAGGUCCAGAGCAGAACACAAGUUUAGAGCUUGAUUUGCUUCCAUAUCCGCCUGUAAAGAAGGCAAGGAGUGCACCAGGAAAACGGAUACACAAUUUCGACUUGAUGUUUAGACUGGUAGCAAACUUUGAGCUCCGAAAGCGGGUUCUUUUUUAG